Messenger RNA from Vigna angularis (adzuki bean), 951 nucleotides. RefSeq names its product protein MAIN-LIKE 1-like. Lineage: Eukaryota; Viridiplantae; Streptophyta; Magnoliopsida; Fabales; Fabaceae. The record is from RefSeq and is a predicted model, not a curated record. The transcript is spliced from 6 exons. The coding region runs from base 1 to 951 and encodes 316 amino acids.
AUGGUAAGAACACGAGCUUCAGCUCGGAGAAGACAUGCAGCUCCAAUUCAAGAUGACCCUAUAGCUGAGGACCGAGCGUUUGAGGAGGAGGCAUAUCAGGCCUAUGAGGGUCCUGUUCACGAGGAGGCAUUUGAGGCUCCUCAUGACGAUAAUGAGGAGGAGGAACAUGUCAAUGUUCCUGACAUACAGGAGGAGGAUGUCGAUGGAUUUCCUGGAGGUCCACGUGAUGCUUCAUUGCUGACACACUAUGUUCAGCAUGUUGCUUAUGGCAUUUCGCAGGGUCGGGAUCAAGGGGAGAUACUGAAGUUGAUCUCCCAUGGGGAGAUGUCGAUCACUCUUGACAAUGUCUCCAGUUUACUUCACCUUCCAGUGCUGGGACAAUUAUGUGAUUUGGAGGAGUUGGAGUUUGAGGAGGCUCGUGUAAUCCUUGUAGAACUGCUCGGUGUUGAUGGUGGCGCAGCUGGUGCUGAGAUGGAGGAUGCACGUGGUCCGAAAGUCAGACUCAGCUGGCUAAGACAUAUAUAUGUUCAGAGGUGUCAGUCGCAACAAGAUGUACACGCGUGUGGUAGAUAUGCUUGGGGUGUUGUUGCACUCGCCCAUUUGUACGACCAGCUCGAGGAUGCGAGUCUGGCUUCCACGAAGCAUAUGGCUGGGUUUCUGACUUUGUUUCAGAAUUGGAUAUACGAGCAUUUCCCUACCAUGGGAAGGAGGCGGUUGGUGUCUUCUUAUGAUGAGACCACACCACGUGCGGCUAGGUGGCAGAGCCCUCGGCAGAGUUCGACUCUUGCAGAGAUUCGGUCGCAGUUGGAUGGCCUGACAUAUAGUGGAGUUGUAUGGCAUCCAUAUGAGGGACGUCGGGGCAUUUGUCCAUUCUUUGGCAUUUGUAUGUAUUCUGGAUGGAUUCGGAUUGGUGAUAUUCUUUCCCGUUAUUUGCCUGAGCGUGUGAUAUGA